AUGCCCGACCAGGACUACCGCAACGUCACGUCACCAGGCGGCAAUCUGCCAGGCAAGCGCAGGCCAACCAGCAUUCACGAGAUCGAGGUGUCGAAUCCUACAAAGAAGGAUGAAAUGAACACUGCAGUCAAUGCUAUAAGUAUCCUCACCGAAGGCAUCUGUCAACCUGAACCCGCGCUACUACGACUCCAAGUCGAGCAGUCGAAUGCCCUCAUGGCACUUGUGCGUGCCACCUCAUCUACACAAGCAACGACACAAGUACAAGUUCAGGCACUAACUGUGUCUGUGGAAGAACAGAAGGGAAAACCGGACACUGACCUACUUCGUGAGCUGCGUAACAUUCAGGAACGUGAAACGAAAGAGAGGGCCGACUGGGAACGAACCAUAGAUUCCCGCCUGGCAUCCAUGACACAGAACCAGGCGGCUUGGCAGCGCGAGGUGGAGCUGGACCGAGCGGCCACCAACGCCAAACACGACGAUCGAGCUGUCCACGCCGACAAGGAACGAUUGAUUGAGCUUCAGAGCAUACGAGAACUGAUCAGUCAUCUACGGAGUUCCAACAUUCCAUCAAUCUCUACGGCAACCAAAACAUAUACCACUCCACCAACCGUCACAAGGAAGUUGUUCACGAACCUGCCCCGAGUCGACAACAGUGGCGACAGCGGGGACGACGAAGACGACAACGACGACGGACGCAGUGGCGAGAGUAGUCAAAGAGGCGAUGACCGCGACAACCGCGGCAGGGAACGCAACGGCAAGCCCCACAAGGACGCAAGCGGCGCAGGUGGCGACCCCGACGAGCCAAGCGAUGACGAAAGCAGCGAGGCAGAUGACAUCGAUGCACCGCCGGAUUCCCGAAGACAUCGGGGAGCCAACCCACGCCCACGAAACCCUAAAUUGAAGGACUUCAAGAUUCAACCACUCUUCGAUGGGAAAGAAAAGUACCCGGGAUUAGGCAGCGACUUCCCGAAUUGGCUGUCAAUCUUCGAGGACGCUAUUGCAACCAAUGUAACAUUCUACAACACAACUUGGUCCGAUCAACACAAGUUCUAUGCGCUCAUGCAGAGUCUCACCGGCAACGCUAAGGCGUUCGCUCAAGAUAGCAAGGCCAAGGAACCUACGCAGUCGUACACUAUUAUGUCCGCACGUCUGGAGUCAAACUACUCAACACACCUGACCCAAACGCAACUGAUGACCCUCAUGCAGAAGACCAAGCGCUGGGAGUCGACGUAG
Molecule: messenger RNA, 1233 nt
Organism: Aphanomyces astaci
Lineage: Eukaryota; Oomycota; Saprolegniomycetes; Saprolegniales; Verrucalvaceae
Exons: 1
Coding region: 1-1233 (410 amino acids)
Source: RefSeq, a predicted model, not a curated record